Molecule: messenger RNA, 1957 nt
Organism: Argentina anserina (silverweed cinquefoil)
Lineage: Eukaryota; Viridiplantae; Streptophyta; Magnoliopsida; Rosales; Rosaceae
Product: pentatricopeptide repeat-containing protein At2g17525, mitochondrial
Exons: 1
Coding region: 85-1932 (615 amino acids)
Molecular function (GO): protein binding
Source: RefSeq, a predicted model, not a curated record
UCCAAAUAUAUAUAUUAGCUUGAAGAAGCAUCGUUAGCGCCAUUAGACAUCCAGAAAAAAGGCUUGUGAAAUGGCCAGAGCCCGAUGCUGAUCUUCUCCUCAAAGCUUCCACCGACCUCUUAUCUCACCCAUUUUCUCCGAACUCUCUCCUCCAUUUCUGCUCCAUCUCAUGCCCACAUUGCCCAUCUUCUUCUCGAACAAAAAUCACCCACCCAACUCCUCCACACCUUCCAAUGGGCCUCCAAACUCCCCAGCUUCACCCACUCCCCGUCCACUUACCGAGCUCUCAUCCACAAGCUAUGCAUCUUUCGCCGCUUCGACACUGCCUACCAGGUGCUCGACGAAAUGCCCCACUCCCCGGACGAGCGCAUUUUCGUCACACUCAUUCAUGGCCUCGGCCGGGCCCAUUUGGUGAAGAAAGUUGUCAAUGUACUCGACUUGGUUGCGAGGUACAACCAGAAACCUUCUCUCAAGAUAUUCAAUUCGAUACUCGACGUGCUCGUGAAGGAAGAUAUAGACAUAGCUAGGGAGUUUUAUAGAAAGAAGAUGAUGGCGAGUGGCGUCAAGGGCGAUGACUAUACUUUUGGUAUCUUGAUGAAGGGUCUUUGUUUGACGAAUCGGAUUGGUGAAGGUUUCAAGCUUUUGCAGGCUAUUAAGUCGAGGGGAGUUGCCCCGAAUACUGUGGUGUAUAACACAUUGCUGCAUGCACUUUGCAGGAAUGGGAAGGUCGGGAGAGCCAGAAGCUUGAUGAGUGAGAUGGAAGACCCUAAUGAUGUGACUUUCAAUAUUUUGAUAUCUGGUUACUGCGGAGAAGAGAAUUUGGUGCAGGCACUUGUAAUGCUAGAAAAAUGUUUUGGUCUUGGGUAUGUGCCUGAUGUUGUCACGAUAACAAAGGUGUUGGAAAUUCUGUGCAAUGAUGGUCGGGUGAUGGAGGCUGUCAAAACUAUAGAGAGAGUUGAGAGCAAUGGAGGGUUGGUUGAUGUUGUGGGAUAUAAUACCUUGAUUAAGGGUUUCUGUCAAUUGGGGAAAGCAAAAAUUGGUCUUCGCAUUUUGAAGGAGAUGGAGAGAAAGGGAUGUCUUCCAAAUGUUGAGACCUACAAUAUCUUGAUAUCGGGUUUCUGUGAGUCUGGGAUGUCGGACGAAGCUCUUGAUCUGUUUAAUGAUAUGAAAACAGAUGGAAUCAGUUGGAAUUUUGCUACAUAUGAUACUUUAAUAAGAGGCUUAUGUUCAGGAGGAAGAACUGAAGAUGGGUUAAAAAUUUUAGAUUUGAUGAAUGAAAGCAAAAAUGGUUGUAGGGGUCGAAUAAGCCCUUAUAAUAGUGUGUUAUAUGGCCUGUAUAAGGAAAACCGUUUGGACGAAGCACUUGAGUUUCUUGCCCAUAUGGGCAAACUAUUUCCCAGAGCUGUUGAUAGGAGCUUGAGGAUUUUAGGUUUCUGUGAGGAGGGUGACACAGAGAAUGCAAAGAAGCUCUAUGACCAGAUGAUUGUGGAAAGGGCAGUCCCAUGUGUUUUGAUCUAUGACUAUCUAAUCCACAGAUUUUGCCAUAUUGGGUGUGUUCGUCACGCCUUUGAGCUUAUGAAUGAGAUGAUUGCUCAUUGUUACUUCCCUGUGGCAACGACUUUCGAUGUUCUGAUUAAGGGGUUUUGCGAGCAAGGAAAAGUUGAAAGUGCGCUAAAGCUCCUCGAAGAGAUGGUUGGUAGAGAUUGUUUACCAGGUAUAGAAAGUUAUAAUCAUUUGGUAGGUGCUCUUUGCCAGAAGGGGGAUUUUCAGAAAGCUUUAAAACUGGUUUUGCAAAUGGUCGGGAAGGGUAUCGCUCCUGAUUAUUUCACAUGGCACUCGAUGCUUCUUUGUUCAAGUCGAGAGACUGUAUGGCUAAACAGCAAAAGCAUCUUUUAUGUGAACAGUCAGUUACAUUGUAUUACUGAAGCUUGACUAUAUGCCAGGGUCAGUAGUACUG